UUUUACUUGUUAAUUGUCGUGUUACUACGACAAACCGCCACCAUCGCCCCAAGAAAUACUAAACGGUCCGGUUUCUUUGUGUCCAUGAAACUACAUGUCCCAGACACCAUUGCGGCACAGGAACGCGCAAGACGGACACUCCACUGUGGUUAGCUAGCUAACUUUCCUCGUCGCUUCACUAAAAGAGGGACCGUUAAUUCGCGUUUGCCCUCAUGAUGAAAUGCAGGCAGCUGCGAUGGAUCCAGCGGAUGAACCUCCGUCCAUGUUGUGGGGACUGGACCCGAUCUUCUCUGCCUUCGCCAGGCUGUAUGUCAGAGACAUCCUGCAGAUGACAGAGUCCACACAGGUGCCAGGUAUUUACUUCUACAACUCACAUCCAAUCUAUAAAGUGGAUGUACUUGGCACGGUGGUUUACAAGAGAGAAAGAGACGACUUCUUCUGUUAUGGAGUGGAUGAUGGCACUGGUGUAAUAAACUGCCUAUGCUGGAAAAAUGACCUGUUGAAAGAGGAAGGGGAUCCUUCUACAUCAGAGGAAAGACACGGUGAUGGGGCUCAGGGAGGCUUCAACCCAGUUGCUGAACUGAAGAAGCUGAGAGAGGCCCAGCAGAGCCGCUGCCGUCUAGAGAUCGGGGAGCUGCUCCGAGUCAGAGGACCGGUGAAGACGUCGAGACAACAGAGAGAAAUCAUGGCCUCUACCUACUAUAAAGUGAACGACCCAGUGAUGGCGGUCCAGAUAGCGUGGAUGAUGGAGGUUCCUCAGCUCUACCGACAGUGCUAUGACAAACCAUUCCAGCUGCAACCUACUGCAACGGGUGAGUCAGCCAUCAGUUCCCUCUCCAAGGCAACGAAUAUCAUCAAGGAGUUCUUUAAGCAGAAGUCGGUGGCCAGGUUCAGACCCUAUGAUGUUCAGGACCUCCUGCAGCCUCUGAUCUCCAGCCAGCCUCAAACAGCUGCAGCCGACCAGGAGCCCGUGGCGGGUCCAUCUGCAUGCCAGCAGCUUCGCCAGCUUCUGAAGGAGGCCCUGCAAAUUUUACAAGAUGAGGGUGUCGUGUACCGCAAGGUUAAAUCCCAGGAUGAAGUCUAUCAUGUGACUGCGCACGAUAAAGAUCUGCUCAUAGCCGUCAAAGACAUUAUCAGGGAGGACUCGAAGAGAGAGAAGUAUGCGGAGAAGGGUUGCCACAUCCUGCACAUCCUGUCUGCAGUCAGGCAGCGCUACAGCCUCAACGUGAGCAAAGUGGCACUGGAGCUGGUCCUCAAAUCACUGGAGUGCAACAGUGACAUCGUCAGCACCAGCGACAAUCACUACACUGUGUUUUAACUGGAGCACAGUGGGGUCAGAAGCCCGGUGUUAGUGUAUAUACUAUAUGUAAUACGGCUUAUUGCUCCAAAAUGUGAGCGUUGGAUAUUUUGAAGUAAAUCAUGCCAAUUGUAUCCCUUUUUUUCAUCAUGACUAUAGUCAAGUGUGGCACUUACCAAGAAUAGUUUGUGUUCUAAGGUUAAAUUUUAAGUUUAUUAUAAAUGUAUGCCUUAACUAAAAUUAAGUCAUGCCAAAGAUGGGCAUCAGGGAAGCUUUGAGGACCACUGUGCACUCCACUGUUGUAUAUAUGUUUGAAAUAUGUUUAAAUAAAUAAGAAAUAAAUGGCAAA
Molecule: messenger RNA, 1646 nt
Organism: Epinephelus fuscoguttatus (brown-marbled grouper)
Lineage: Eukaryota; Metazoa; Chordata; Actinopteri; Perciformes; Serranidae
Gene: stn1
Product: STN1 subunit of CST complex
Exons: 10
Coding region: 221-1318 (365 amino acids)
Biological process (GO): nucleotide-excision repair; double-strand break repair via homologous recombination; DNA replication
Cellular component (GO): site of double-strand break; DNA replication factor A complex; CST complex
Molecular function (GO): single-stranded telomeric DNA binding
Source: RefSeq, a predicted model, not a curated record